This is a messenger RNA of Python bivittatus (Burmese python), 667 nucleotides long. NCBI's taxonomy places the organism in Eukaryota, Metazoa, Chordata, Lepidosauria, Squamata, Pythonidae. The record is from RefSeq and is a predicted model, not a curated record.
CUGGGGUUGCUGAAGCCCCCUCGGGGAUGGCGCGGCUGACCUUUGGCUUCCCCCAGCUGCCCAUUGGCACCGCCGUCCUGAAGGCGGGCGCCCACCACUACGGCUCGCAGUGCGACCGGAUCAACAAGGAGUUCAUGCUCUGCCGCUGGGAGGAGAAGGACCCGCGGAAAUGCUUGAAGGAGGGCCGGGCCGUGAGCCAGUGCGCGGUGGACUUCUUCAGGCAGAUCAAGCUGCACUGCGCCGAGCCCUUCACCCAGUACUGGACCUGCAUCGACGAUUCCAACGUGUUGGAGUUCCGGCACUGUCGGAAGCAGCAGCAGCUCUUCGACGACUGCGUGCUGCAGAAGCUGGGCUGGGUGAGGCCUGACCUGGGGCAGCUGUCAAAGGUCACUAAAGUGAAGACCGACCGUCCAAUCCCCGAAAAUCCUUGCCAUUCCAGAUCAAGACCACCACCAAACCCACCAGUUGAAGGCGAGUACAAGCCUGCUAAAUAUGGUAACCGAGGUGUUUUCUGGAGUUGGUAGAAAAAAAUUAUCUCUGUGCAUGUACACCAGCCACUAGAGAAAAACAGUGAGUUUUUGAUUUUGAGUGUAAAUUACUCUUUGUUGGUGUUUGAUGGAUCUCAUCUGUAUUCAACAGUCAUUAAAUACAUAUUCUUUGAAUGGUC